Molecule: messenger RNA, 2073 nt
Organism: Prorocentrum cordatum
Lineage: Eukaryota; Dinophyceae; Prorocentrales; Prorocentraceae
Source: the annotation of a GenBank genome assembly
CGGAGCGCUUGAAGACCAGAGAGAGCCUCAGGAAAGGGGAGGGUGUCAGGUUCAAGCAGCAGGUGCAAAAGAUCUUGGGCCAGGGCAAGCUCAUCAGCCUGCUGCGCGCCAGAGCCAACGACAGCGCUGGAGGCGGGGCCGCUUCCAGCAGCGCGACCCCCGGCAUCCCGGAGGCCUCCUGCGGGGGCUCCUCGAGCUCCACCAGCAGCCCCAGCCCGCGGGGCCACGCCGCCCCGAGGCGCACGCCGGCGGCCGAGGACCGCCGGGAGCAGGCGGCCCAGGCGGCGGGGGACGGCCCGGAGGCGGCGCACGCCGCCGGCGGCCGGGGGCAGACGGCGCAGGUGGGCCGAGACGGCCUGGAGCAGCUGGUGCAGAAGGAGCUGGAGCUGCGCCAGCAGCGCAGAGCAGAAGGGACCAGCAGUCAGGAGGUCGCGGGCGACGGCCUGAAGCAGGUGCUCGAAGCGGACGUGCAGUCGAAGCUCCCCGCGCGGCUGCCCCUCCUGGGACUUGGCCAGCAGAAGCUGCGGAUGGGGGACUCCGCAGCGCAGGGCGACGGCGCCGAAGGCAACACGACCUGGCCCGUCACGGCUGCGGCGGCGCACGGCGGCAGUGUUGAUCCGCCCAGCAGCAGGCGGGGCACGUCUCCGAAGACUUUUGCGAAGCCCCCUCUGCCGGGCUCCCCGCCAGGGUCGCCCGGAGGGAACCGCUGGGGCAUGUCCCGCCUCGCCGCGCCCGGCUCCCCCGGCGGGGGCGCCUCAGCCCGCGCCGCGCCUGCCUCUCCCAGCGGGGGCGGCGGCAGCGGCUUCCGCCUCGCCGCGGCAGCCGUCCUCAGAGAGGGGGACGACGGGAGUUUCGGGGAGCUAAGCGCCCGUGGCCGCGGCCUCGUGCCAGUGGCAGACGCCGCCUACGACCUGGGCGAUGGCCGCGGCGGGGGGAGCACCCAGAGCCACGGCGUUCCGGCAUCCGCCCAUGGCAUGGGCGGCACUGGUGGCCACGCCACCUUUCCCAGCGACCCUGGCGAGCGCAGAAGCGGGGAUCGAGCGGCUGAUGCCGCGAUGAGCGUGGGGGGCCCGCUUCCAGCGUCGUCCAGCGGCGGCCAGGCCAUCUGGUCCAGUAGCCCUGGCGACAACGCUGAUGCAGUCCAACGGGCUGCCAGAAGCGCAAGAGCGCAGGGCCAGUCUCCAGUGUCGCAAGGCGGUGGCCAUGCCCCCUCGUUCGGCGCUCCUGGCGAGGGCGGCGACGGCGGUGGCCACGGCGCAGCCCUCCUGGAGGUGCGCAGCAGCAGCCAGGCCGCGCUGCGCAGCGCUGGGGUGCAAGCGCCCGCUGCCGACGCGGCGAGCGCGCGCGGCGCACCCAUCCGAGGGAGCGCCCGCGGAGGUGCCGGCCCCGAGCUCCCCUCGGGUGCGCUGGGCGGCCUGGCAGUGGUUGCCGCCAGCCUGCCGCCUGGGGCCCAGGCGACCACUGCGAUGCUGGGGCCAGCGGCCGCCGCUUCCGUCAACAGCGGAGAGCCCGCGGGGGCGCCCGACCACGGGUCGAGCACCGAGCGGGCACUCGCAGAGGAUGCCCUCCAGGAGGACAUCGACCGUGUCACGGAAUCCCUCAUACACGCCCUGGGUCAGCGUUCGGAGCAGCUGAACGAAAUGGAGCUGGAGGUCUACGAGCUGCGGGGCCUGCUCGAGGAGUCUUCGAGGCUCGCGGCAGAGGUCACUUCGCCGAAGGUCUGCCAUCGAAGCCCCGACGACGUGCGGGCUGCGAUGGUCGGAAUGGCGCGCCUGGCUAACUUCGCGGGAGCGUUCUACGCGACGGGCCGCCAGGCGAGCAAGUCCUUCUGCGGGGGCCCGACGGAGGCGGCCGGGAUCCGCGGGCGGCUCGACAGGGCCGCCACCGCGGGGGCGACGGAGGAGGAGGCGGCCGCCGCCAUCUCCUCCAUCGAGGCCGUGCGGGCGUGAAGCUCGCGUCCGCCGACAGCUCGCUGCUCCGGGCACGUGCCCCGACCACCUUCCACGCUCAACAUGACAACGCCAGCGUGGGCCGGUGUCGUGAAGGAAGCAACAUCGAGGAACAAACAUCGGC